AUGGCCUCGGAUUCGACUGCAAGCAGUCGCGUUUCCUUGAUUUCCCUCGAUCCUGCUGUUGCCUCCCAUAUCACCGCCACCACGGUCCCAUCCACUUCGCAAUAUGGCUCUAGUCCGAGAAAGAGUACAAAUACUCCCGAAACCGAGGGCACUCGCCGUCACAUGAGAAACAAUUCCGCUCCCAACACCUCGGACAAGAAACGUUCCAAUUCCUUGCGUCGCGUCAAGAACAGUACCGAGAUCCUCAGACAACGCUCUACAAAGUCAGCUAGAAGACAAAAGCAGCAGGACCUGGCAUCAGACACAAGAGGAGGUCGAAACUUUACUGUUGGCAAUGUCGGUACUGGUGGCAUCCUCUAUCUUACACCCUCAGCUUUUCAAACCCCAGGCCUGCAUUCGAUCAGUCCCAUAUCGCCGGCUACUGUGACAACGCCUGUAACUGCUCCAGCGUUAUUAGGUCACGAAACCCUCCAAAAGGCUUUGCAGACUGUGUCGGAUGAUUCCUCCCAAGCCCGCUCGACCUCUCCCAAGCGGUCGGUUCGCGCGAGUAACAGAAGGGUCGCUGCUCCGAAUCAUGCAAGGUCGCAGUCGUUUUCCACUGUCGAAGAUCACCGACACUCUUUGUCGGCCGCGGUGCAAUCCAGAACCUUGAGGAUCGUGAUCAAUCGCCCAGACACCGCCCGACCAGAUACCGCAAAGGAGUCCAUCGAAGAGCUCAAUGAGGAGCUCUCUCCAACACUCGAAGUUCCCAUCCCUCACUAUCGCAUUGGUACCUUUCGCUUCAGUAACCAAGGCACUCCAGUUCUGCGUAAUUCUGCUUUCACCAGAACGUCUGUUACUCCGUCAGAUGCAACACCAACUGCAACCACCGCUCGUUUCGAUAACUACUUCCAAGGCCCUCCUGCCUCGAGUCUCAAGGCAUUCGCCAGACUCGGCGCGGCCCAUUUGGGAGCUAAUGAUGACCUGACAGCAUCAAUCCAACAUGAUCAAUCUGAUUAUGGAACAGCGACAAACCCUGAGUCGACAACUUCCGUUCAGCCCGCCGCCUUCGAUCAACUCACCCGAAUAUACGAUGAUCCUUCCGUCGUUCGUUAUUGUCAGAACGUCAGGGAGAUCACGGCAGCAACCCCAGCAAGAAUAAUUGCCCAGAUUUCCUCGGACUCUUUCAUGGACUAUGAGUUAGUCUCGGACUUUUUUCUCACCUUCCGCUCGUACAUGACGACGUACACCGUUCUUGAUCUUCUCCUCGCGCGCCUUCGGUGGGCUAUCGGUCGAUUAGAAGACGAUGGGAGAAUCAUUCGGGUGCGCACAUUUGCUGCUUUGCGACAUUGGAUCCUCAACUACUUCAUGGACGAUUUCUUUGUUGAUCUUCGUCUCAGAGAGAGAUUCUGCUUCGAAGUCAACCGGCUGUAUGCCGAUGUUAAAGCCAGUCCAGAAAAUGGAUAUAGUGACCUCAAACUUUUGCGUGAUUUGAAGCGCUGCUGGAAUGGACGAUGUUCACUCUGUUGGGAUCCUGAAGGAUUCGAGCUUGAUGGCAAUCAGGAGGAAGACCUGCUACCAGGAGGGCCUAUAGACAUGCAGCCUACUCCCCGACCACGGACGGCUGUGCGUCCAAUUCACCCACCUGCGGAAAUUCCCCGGCCAGAUAUUUUGCGAGGGCCUUCCCACAGCUGGUUUGAGGUCGAUAAGACCGUUGGUGGGUUCCAUGAUCGCCAGCACUCAAGCAAUUCAGACCAGAUUCCACCUUCACUUGGAAGUGAUGGCAGUUUGCAGGCAAAUUCAUGUUUUCCACCCAAGGUCUUUUUGCGCCCUAAUCCAGAGGGUAGCGGCAACACGAAGGGGCCACACCCGGUGUCAGUACAGCAUCGUAGAAAGAAUGCUCCGGCCAAUUUGCAGGUCAACACACAUUCAGGCAUUGGCACCAAGUCGUCUGGCCACAAGCGAGGCGCGAGCUCGAUUGAUAGUAAUCGCGAGUCAACCCCCAGGAAACCCGAGGCAGAGGAACCAGAUAUUGUGGGUGAAGAGGGGAACAUCAUCCGUGGGCUCUUAUACAGUCCCAGCGCCCCUUUUGUACAAAUUGUUUCCACCACUUCGACCCAAUCCCUUGACCGAAACGAGGUUGAAGGUAUGCGCGAAGGGCCAAGAAGGGCGCACGGGACGCAAUCUGCCACGCAACCGACGGGCAGAAACAUCUUUGGUUCCUUGCGUAAGGUGUUGGGGAACAAGCACACCCAACUUGAUAUGGCAGUGCUCACUGCAUCACACUCGGUACAAGACGUACCCAUUCGCAGCCACAAGACAAACGUGCCCCUGCAUAUAUCCAAGUCCCAUGACGAGCUGCGCAAUCAACCGCAGCUUCCAAACUCUCGGAAAGGAGAGGUUCGCAUUGAUCUUUUGUGUGCAGCAGUCUGCCAAAACUAUGAGAGCAAGUUCCCUUCAAAACAUCGCAUCACCUAUGGAGCCUUUUUCACAAGCAAUCCGCCAAUGGUACUAAAUGACGACCCUGAGGAUGGUUCAAGAACCCCACAACUCAAUAACCGUGCAACUGCCAGGACAGCUCAGAGUGGAUCUAUACUGAUUGUGGACGAUACGAGACCGGAUCUGCCAGCCAUGUCGGGCGCCCUUCGUCCAGAUACAGGUAACAUAAUUGGGCUCAAUCCAAACCCCGAUGCAAAUGCACUCUUCGAUGAUGAUGUCGUAAUGGUCCACGGAGCUCGCAGUGACAGUAUCGAUGCGGUUGCGACACAGAGAAGUUCUGAUGUUCUGGGACUGGUGAUGAAUGUGCCUUCCGCAGAUGGGAGUACCGAUACACUCGAGCAAUUCGGUGCUGAUGCUUCCUUUUCUGGUGGGCAGUUUGACGGUAUGCAUAGGACACCAGAAGAGAGGGUCAAAACACCAACAACAGUCAGUUCUAGAACUGUUCGCGAGAACAACACAAGCCUUGAUCUACCUCGACCAGUGGACGGAAGCGUCUCUACUGAGCACCUCGCCUCAUCAACCGAAGAUCAGGACGUGGCUAGCACGAAAGAGGGAGGCAAAGACGCUGAAGAUAAGGAUAGAGCACCAGCUCACACCCUUAGAAGGCGACCCGGAGGUGAUCUCCGCCGUGUUGAGAAUGUCCAAGACCUCGACCAUGUUACCCACCAUGACUCUCUAGACACAAACAGUACUACGUCAGUUUCUCCUCACGACUCAUUACUCAUCAUGAGGACUGAUACGGGGCGGACCAUCAAGAGAGACCCGGAACCACCGAAAAAAACCGUGUCAAUGAUCAACACACAUUCCUCACAACACCUACGACCAUCAUUUGAGGCAGCUGUCGCCGAAUUUUCUGCUAUUCCAGAUGAUGACGAUGGUGGUUUAGAGGCAACAUUGAUGAAACUUGAAGGUCGUUACGAGAAGAAGUCCCCACCAAUGGAACAACAUCCAUUGGAUACAACUGGGAAAAGAAGAUCUCUUCCAGAUCUUAGGUCAAGUUCGCAUAUCGAUCUAAGAGAUCCAAGGCAAACAAGGCAAUCUUUCGAUGUCCAGGUCCGGGAAAUCACGACCGAGUUGAUGCCACACGGGUCUUUGGACGGACUUCACCAGGCGGAUUAUGCAGCAGAUCUGGGUGUCAAGCAACCGUCCUCGCGCCGCUCAUCUAUCUUUGGGUUACCCACUGGAUCUCUUACGGGCUCGGAAGUGUCAGACAGUUCCCUGCCUCUUCUAAAGCGUGAUACUGCCCAUGGAAGUACAGCUGGACCAAAACCCGUUGUUCCGGCUCCCAUUGCUCCCGGCUACUUCGCGCAAGAUCCUCCACAGCUGUUCCAUUUACCAAAGGGACCUCCGCCUAGCGGGAACAAGAAUGCUCACCGUCAUAGCUUUUCACGCCCUGAUACUGCAAAUGACAGCGCUAGAUCCUUCCUCUUGGACGAAGAUGAGAACUUAUCUGAUCUAUCAUCUGAGAUCUCUGUGGACAUCAUCAAUUAUUCCGAAGUUGUUGACAGUUCCAUUGGACCAAUGCUUGCUGCCCCAGGCACUGCGAUAUCCGGUUUAGAAAUUCCAGCUCAUCCUCUGACAUAUGCCUCAGUGGUCAAUCUUAACAAUGUGGAACAGUCUGCCCGAGUAUCCGAUCCCGUACCGAAUGAGAUGAACAUAGGAAGCCAACAGGCGAAAAUGCACGCCCCUUUGGCAUCUCAUACGAGGGAGAAGCCCCCAUCUCAACCGAUGUCGCGCCUACCUGCUGGACCGGCACAUCUCCCCUUUGUCCUCGCAUGUGACUCUCAGGUUCUUGCACAGCAAAUGACCUUGGUUGAGAAGUCAGCCUUGUCAGAAGUUGAAUGGUCGGAUCUUGUUGAAAUGCGUUGGGAUAAUAAAGCUGCCGAAGUUCUUGACUGGGUAGAUUGCCUAACGCAAACACGAAUUCGAGGCAUCGACCUUGUGAUCACCCGGUUCAACCUUGUGGUCAAGUGGGCAAUGUCGGAAAUCAUCUUGACGCAGGAUAUCCAUGAACGUGCUCGUGUCAUCACCAAAUACAUCCACGUCGCUGCCCAUGCACGGAGGUUGCAUAAUUAUGCGACGAUGCUCCAGCUGACAAUUGCUCUGACCUCGACCGAUUGCACUCGGCUUACAAAGACAUGGGCAUUAGUCUCUCCGCCCGAUAUGUCACUUCUGAAGCAUAUGGAAGCGCUAGUUCAACCAGUUCGAAAUUUCCAUGAUCUUCGCCUGGAAAUGGAAUCAGCCGAUCUCAGUGAUGGCUGCAUUCCGUUUAUUGGGUUGUAUGUUCAUGAUCUAACAUACAAUGCGCAAAAGCCAUCACGUAUUCCUGGUGGCCAAGGACAGGACGAGCUGAUCAAUUUUGAGCGAUAUCGAACUUGUGCCAUUAUCGUCAAAGGGCUAUUGAGAUUCAUCGAUGCCGGUUCCAGGUAUAGCUUUGAUCCUAUUGAAGGUAUUAUUGAGCGAUGCCUGUGGCUGGCGGCCCUGCCCGACGAUCGCAUACGAAGUACGAGCAAGGCACUAGAGUUCUGA
Molecule: messenger RNA, 5007 nt
Organism: Exophiala bonariae
Lineage: Eukaryota; Fungi; Ascomycota; Eurotiomycetes; Chaetothyriales; Herpotrichiellaceae
Exons: 2
Coding region: 1-5007 (1668 amino acids)
Biological process (GO): positive regulation of GTPase activity; Ras protein signal transduction
Cellular component (GO): plasma membrane
Molecular function (GO): guanyl-nucleotide exchange factor activity
Source: RefSeq, a predicted model, not a curated record